Molecule: messenger RNA, 1502 nt
Organism: Leptonychotes weddellii (Weddell seal)
Lineage: Eukaryota; Metazoa; Chordata; Mammalia; Carnivora; Phocidae
Product: tyrosine-protein phosphatase non-receptor type 11-like
Biological process (GO): positive regulation of ERK1 and ERK2 cascade; protein dephosphorylation
Cellular component (GO): cytoplasm
Molecular function (GO): non-membrane spanning protein tyrosine phosphatase activity; cell adhesion molecule binding; receptor tyrosine kinase binding
Source: RefSeq, a predicted model, not a curated record
CGAGGGCGCGGCCGCCUGGACCCGCCAAGCGCCCAGCGCGGAGCAGACAUGACCUCGCGCAGGUGGUUUCACCCCAACAUGAGCGGAGCUGAGGCCGAGAAGCUUCUCCUGUCCAGGGGCCAGCAUGGGAGCUUCCUGGCAAGACCCAGCAAGAGCUGCCCAGGGGGCUUCACACUGUCUGUCAGGCGCCACGAUGAGGUGACCCACAUCAAGAUCCAAAACACGGGCGACUACUAUGAUCUCUACGGAGGGGAGAAGUUCGCGACGCUAGCCGAGCUGGUACAGCACUAUGCAGGCCAGCAUGGGGGGCUGCUCCGUGAGCGCAGCGGGGCCCCCGUUGAGCUCCGGCACCCGCUGGGCUGCCAGGACCCCGUAUCUGAGCGGUGGUACCAUGGACACCUGUCUGGCAAGGAGGCCGAGCAGCUGCUGAUGGAACAAGGACGUCCGGGUACCUUCCUGGUGCGGGAGAGUCAGAGCAAACCGGGGGACUUGGUGGUGUCUGUGCUCACACAGCAGCCAGACAAGGCUGACCGCCGGCCACGGGUCACACACGUCAUGAUCCACUUCCAGCCAGAUGGAAAGUAUGACGUGGGAGGUGGGGAGCAGUUCGACACCCUCACAGACCUGGUGGAGCACUACAAGAAGAACCCCAUGGUGGAGAAGUCAGGGACUGUGGUGCAUCUCAAGCAGCCCCUCAAGGCCACGAGGAUCAAUGCCGCAAGCAUCGAGAGCCGAGUACAAGAGCUCAGCGGGGCCACUGAAGCCAGCGAGAAGGCCAAGCAAGGCUUCUGGGAAGAAUUCGAGAUGCUGCAGCAGCAGGAAUGUCGGCUCCUGUAUCCACGGAAGGAGGGGCAGCGGUUGGAGAACAAGCCCAAGAAUCGCUACAAGAACAUCCUUCCCUUUGAUACCACUCGUGUCACUCUGCAUGAUGUGGACGACAGUGUCCCUGGCGCCAACUACAUCAACGCCAACUAUAUCAGGAGUGAUCCAGAGGAGAAGCCAGGUCAUGGACUGGGCAAGGCGUACAUCGCCACCCAGGGCUGUCUGCAAACCACAGUAGCUGCCUUCUGGGCGAUGGUCCUCCAGGAGAACACACGGGUCAUUGUCAUGGCCACGAGAGAGGUGGAGCGAGGCCGGAACAAAUGUUUCCGGUACUGGCCAGAGCUGCAUGGCAGCCAAGAAUAUGGCCGUGUACAUAUCUGCAACUUGGCUGAGUACCAGGCCCAGGGCUACUGUGUGCGGGAACUGCAGGUGUGGCGGCCAGAUCAGGAGGAGCCACCGCGCACAGUGAAGCACUACCAGUACUUCAGCUGGCCGGACCACGGGGUCCCGGCCGAGCCCUCCGGCGUCCUCGGCUUCCUGGACGAGGUGAACAGGGCCCAGAGCAGCACGCCGGGGGCCGGACCCAUGGUGGUGCACUGCAGGCCUCCUGGUCGGUCCCCACAGCGCCGGCAUCGGACGCACAGGCACGAUCAUCGUGAUUGACAUCCUGGUGGACCUCA